CUUUCAGACACCAGAAUCCAGAAAUGCAAAUUCUUCUCCACAAACCUGGAAUUUGCUGAAAUUUUUUCUUCCACCUUUCAAGUGAAGUUGCAUUUUUACUGUUUAAGUUGUGGAGUAUAGUUGUGAGCAGUAGUUCAGAUUCCACCAGUUCACCCACAGUGUCGAUUGUGGCCUUUGUGAGGGUAGUGUUGGAUCUGUUUAUCGGGGGAGUGUCUAAAAUUGAAAUGGAUGUGCAUUUAGAGAACUUGUUCUCUAGAUUUCAACAACAGUUCGGGUCUGGUCCUGGACUUGGCCCUGGAUCUGGAACAUGCCUAAUGAAGAUAGAUGGGAUUAGCCCCCCCUUUGUUAAGUCACUAUAUAAAGCUGCUGCGUCUUUGUAUAGAACUGAUCCGUGGAGGCGUUUGCGUCCGGCGCAUCUUUUUGGUGUUAAGGUGGGAAAGGAUUGGGAUUGGUAUGGUAGGAAACAGCCCUUUCCCUGUAUACAGUUCAUUGGUGGGGAUGGUGGGGAUUUGGGAAUUUAUAUGUUCAGGUCUGAAGAUGAUGCUAAGCAAGCCACAGGCUCUAGGGAGACAAUCAAGGUUCCCAAUGUUGAGCUUCUGAGAGUGACGUACGAGAUGGAGUCUCUGAUGUUUCUGUCCAAUAAGCGAAUGAUAAAAUCAUUAGCAUUGGAGAAGUCAGGUGAAGAUCGGUUUCCGAUUUUUGAUAUUGUUCGGUGCACGCCGUCUGGUGAGCUUGAGUUCAGAAAUCCUAAGAUUGAAGAGCUUAGAUUUGCAUAUGCAGUUAUGAGGGCGAUUGCGUUGGUGCACCCCCUGCUGGAGGAAGAUGUUGGGGCAGGCCCCAAGUACUCUAGAUUGACAUGGUUUCAGCCGUUUAUUGAGACUGUUGAUGUUCAGUGGUCUGCAGAAAUGGCCAAAGGGAACGAUCUUGUUGCGGUCACAAUCUCACACCCGCCCAACCAAGGGUACGAGGAGAGAAACAGCUCAGCUAGUUCAACCUCCACAAAGUGUUCAGAAGAAGCAAUGGAUGAGGAGACUUUUUUGAUGAAGUGAAAAUAAAUUAGGCCAGCAUUCUAGGACAAUGCUCAAUGUUGACAAAGAUCCUGUUAGUACAAAGUCUUGUUGUGCUUGUCCAGUGAAAUUUCACAUGGAGAGGGAAAUAGAGCUGUUGUUCUUGCUGUCGUUAUGGCCCUCCUCCCCUUACAAGGUGAACUUUGUGUUUCAUGUAUUGAUCUACAUAAUGAUGAGCCUGCUUGUUUAUGUACUAAAAUCGUUCGAGGAUUAGACAGUGAAAGCCCAUUCUUCUUUCUGGCUACCCCGAGUACUAUAACAUCAGUUCUCUCUCCAUCUUUGCAUCAUUUGUUUCUCUUGUGACAGUUUAGGCAUCGUCUGGAAAAUUCAUCUUUCAUUUAGGAAUCAGAUGUUGGUAUUCAACAGGAAAUCAUUACUCAUAGUCUCAUAUGUAUAUUGCCGCAGAAAUCGAUAAGCUGGAGGUCCAGAUCCUGAUAGUUUGAUGACAAUAUCCAUAGUUUAAUUUGAUUAUAAAUAUUAGGGUAAAUUACAAUGGGUUCCCUAAGAUUUGCUACAACUACAAGUACUACUUGAUAUUAAUUUUUUAAACAAUAAAAAAAAUUAUU
Sesamum indicum (sesame) is the source of this 1633-nucleotide messenger RNA. Its product is annotated as zinc finger MYND domain protein. Lineage: Eukaryota; Viridiplantae; Streptophyta; Magnoliopsida; Lamiales; Pedaliaceae. The record is from RefSeq and is a predicted model, not a curated record.